AUGAUGCCUCGUUCCAAAAGCGCAAAUGACAGUAACAUCACGACAAAGUGCAGAUGUGGUAUUGUGGCUUACCGGGCUAUAACUAAGGUCGAACUUUUGUCUGCUAUAUCUGGAGGCUCUGAUGUUGGAGGCUCUGAUGUUGGAGGCUCUGAUGUUGGGAAGGCAGCUGUUGCAGUGCCCAUCCCUCAUAUGUGCUCUCAACAAUCUGUUGAUUUUGCACAGAUUUUGAUAAGUUACAAACAACCAAAACCCUCCAACGUCGGAGUGAUUAAGCUGGCUCCAGUCACGUUUGGGGCUUCGCCCAUUGACCCAGCUCUACAUCGAACCUCACCGUCACGGACUCGGGACCUCCCAAAUUUCGAGUCUGCAUCCGCCUCCUCCCUGCUACCCUCUGCCAGUCAUCUAUCCCGUCCAUCAUCACCUUCAACAGAGUCGUCAAGCCCAAAUUUGCGUCCACAACACCAAUCCAAACGUGACAGGAAUCUCAGCUACUCGGCUUCUCUUCCUGGCCUCUCGACGCUAGCAUCAGUUGCAUCUGCCCCAAGUUCUCAUUUACGCGCCUACGAGACGAAGGACAGGGCUAGCAGCAACCAGAAUGCCAGCCGGAACAUGAGUUAUGCAACCUCUUCGCCAGGAGCCACCACCGGGGGUCAAGGGAAUACUCCGGUAAGUGCAAUCCAUGAGAUGUUCUCCCAAUUCCUGCUACACAAUGUGGCUCCGCUUGCCAACGGCCAUUUUCCGCGAAUUGCCUGUUUAGGCAUGGCCCAGAUCUGGGCUUGGCAGCCAUCUUCCCAAUAA
Histoplasma capsulatum G186AR is the source of this 798-nucleotide messenger RNA. RefSeq lists its product as uncharacterized. The record is from RefSeq and is a predicted model, not a curated record. Bases 1 to 798 code for a protein of 265 amino acids. The transcript is spliced from 5 exons. NCBI's taxonomy places the organism in Eukaryota, Fungi, Ascomycota, Eurotiomycetes, Onygenales, Ajellomycetaceae.